This is a messenger RNA of Amoebophrya sp. A25, 461 nucleotides long. The record is from the annotation of a GenBank genome assembly. Lineage: Eukaryota; Dinophyceae; Syndiniales; Amoebophryaceae.
CCAGGUCCCGUCCUUUCCGUAUUCAUGUCGCGCUGGUACGAUUACAUUACGGACUGUACCCGUGAAUGGGUUAAUCACUACUGUACCCGAUUAGUGUGUUAAUUACCACUGUACCCGGUGAAUGGAUUAAUUACUACUGCACCCGGUGAAUGGGUUAUAAGUACUACUGCACCCGCUGAAUGGGUUCAUUACUACUGUACUCGGUGAAUGGGUUAAUUACUACUGUACCCGGUGAGUGGGUUAAUUACUACUGUGCCCGGUGAAUGGGUUACCUACUACUGUACCCGGUGAAUGGGUUAAGUACUACUAAUCCUGCUGAUCGUAGGAUCUGCGAGUACCGUAUCAACCGUGAGUACCCGAUCGUGAGCAUGAUCAAGGAUAACGGAUUGGAGGCUGUCUGCGGCGGUAUGGAGAACCUUGAGGUCUAUUCGUUGUUUGUAUGUGAUAGUCGUGACUUGGAG